This is a messenger RNA of Manduca sexta (tobacco hornworm), 6936 nucleotides long. Its product is annotated as GRIP and coiled-coil domain-containing protein 2. NCBI's taxonomy places the organism in Eukaryota, Metazoa, Arthropoda, Insecta, Lepidoptera, Sphingidae. The record is from RefSeq and is a predicted model, not a curated record.
UUUCGUCAAGAUUGGUUAUGAUGUUUUUCAACGUAGGUGGUAUUUUCGUAAUUACACCAAUGUUUGACUAAUCCUAAAGUUUUAAUAUUUGCGUUUCACAUUUCCAUGGUACUUCUUUAAAUGUACUAUUCUAAUAUAAUUAGAUGGAUUGUGUAUGAAGCAAGUUCAGAGUAUUGUUUCUUUUGAAUAACGAUUUCAUUACAUUGAGUGUAGAUUUGUUACAGAUUUAAUUCCGUGAAUUCCUAGUAGCCGAUCACUACAGUAACUAAAAGUUGUCGAAUAAUGCUUCAAGUGGAUUCAAUACAUCAAUCAUCAUAAUGGAUAAUCCAUCUGUUGCAUCGGACCAAUCUCAAAAGAAAAGUCCAUUCGAUGAAUUGAGCAGAGAGGAGUUAGCAAGCAAAUGUAAGGGAUUGCUUGCAUUAGCCCAAAAAGCGAAACAAGCUAAGUCUGAUUUACAGAAUGAACUUGAAAGUUAUAAAUUGAAAUUGGAACAAUGUGAAUCUGAAAAAAAAGCAAGUGCUGAAAACAUACAAACUCUUCAAGAACUAGUGGAUUCCUUAACUGAACAGAAACUUAACUUUAUUACUGAGGUAGAUGUAGCCCACAGUAAAGUUAAAUCACUUACCAGAAAAUGUGACAGUUAUGAACAAGAGAUCCAAAAGUCUAAAGCGGAUAUCAUUAUUAGGGAUAACAAUCUUACUGAUAUUUCACAGAAAUUGUCUGACCUUGAUAGUGAGAUUAUUUCUCUAAAAAGACAAAAUAAAAGGCUUCUAGAUGAAAAUGAACAACUUUUAAAUCAACUAACUGAUAUUGAAGCGAAAACUACUGAAUUUAAUAAUAUUGGCUUGCAACAACAGGAACAGUUGAAAAUUUUAGAGGAAAAUGUACAAAAAGAUAAAGAUUAUAAUAAAAUAAUUGAAGAACUUAACUCUAAAGUAAGUGAAUUAGAGGCUCAAUUACAAAAAGAGCAAGAAAAUAAAAGCACAUAUGAAAUGAAAAUAAAAGAUAUUACUGAAAUGUAUGAAACAGAAAAGGUGAAAAAAGAAAAAGCCAAUAUUAAACUAAGAAGUUAUAAAGAUAAAAUUUUGAAAUGUGCAGCAUGUAUUAACCAACUUAAAAACUCCAGAUUUAUUUUAUCGAAAACUGUAAAAGAAUACUCCGAAAAUAUUCCUAAAUGGCAAAAUGAUUUAAUUAAGGCAUCUAAAGUAUUAGAUGAACAGUUGAGUAAAGUGAACACUGAAAAUAGUUCUCUCAAAGAAAGACUACAAUUAGCUGACGAACAAAUAAAUCAAUUGACAGAAACUUUAAAAUAUUCCGAAAACACAAAAAAUAAGAUAUCAGAACUUAGUAGUACAAACAAUUUGUUACAAUUAGAAAUAAUUAAACUUAAGGAACAAUUAGACAAAGCAAUUCAAGAUAAUAGUAAAGUAAAUAAGGAGUUAUCUAUAGUAUAUGAUGAAUCUAAAGAUUCCGCGCGGAAAAUCGCAGAUUUGUCAGAGAAGAAUCGUAAAUAUCAAAAAGAAAUAGAUAAGCUUAAAAUUGAAAAUAAUGAUUUGUCUGAUUCUUUAAAACGAGAGACUCACAAUAAUGAAUCUAAUACUAAUUUACUACUGCAAAUUAAAGCAUUGGAAAGUGAAAAGUCUAUUUUAGUAAAGGAGAAACUGAAUGCCAGAGAUAGUGUUUUAGAUUUGGAAAAUAAAAACAAAGUGUUGGUUGAUCAAGUUACAUCUUUAACAACAGAAAUUCAGACAAUUAAUUCUCAACUGCAAAGAAUUACUCAAGAAAAGUUGGUCCUAGAAAAAAAUCAUAAAGCUGAUAAGGAAGGUGAAGUAAAUAUGUUAAAAUGUGAAAUUAGGUCUUUACAAGAACAAUGUGAUAGAUUUAAGAAAGAAUAUGAUGAUUUGCAAGAUCUUAAUGGUAUUUUAAGAGAAGAAGUAGAAACGCUAAAACUUUCUUUAGAGCAGCCUAAAGAUGAGUGUGAUAAUUUAUCAGAUCUAAAUGCAUCUCUACAAGCCGAUGUGGUAAAGUUAGAAACAAAAUUAGCUGCCUAUAAACAAGAAAAUUCUUCUCUCCUUAGUGAAGUCAAGGAAUCACGUAAUAAAAUAAAAGAAUAUGACUCUCUUCUUCUUGAAUAUGAAAAUGUGAAAUCGAAUCUUUUGAGUUAUAAAACCGAAAACAGUGAGCUUUUGAAUGAAAUGAAAGAAAUUAAUCAAGUUUUAAAGGAACGUGGGGAAGCCAUAUCCAAGCUACAAAAAGCUAUUGCUGAAAUGGAAUUAUUAGUAGAAACCCUUGAAAAAGAUAGAGAUAAUGUUAUACAAGAUAAGUCCGACCUACAAAAGAAAAUAGAUUCUCUCGAAAACACAUUGAAAAACGCCGAGCAAAAGACUCAAGAAUCAAACGAUUAUACCAAUCAACUAAUUGCUGAGAGAGACAAUGCUAUGAAAGCAUUAGAUAGCAAGGAAGAUUAUAUUGCCUCAUUAAAAACAGAAAUGGAUAAAUUGAAACAACAAAAUUCAACUCCAACAGAAAUUCCAAUGGAAGAUAACAUGUCAACAUCAACUAUUUCAAAAGCUGAGGAAUACGCUCGCAUGAAGGACUUAGAUGAAACCUUUGAAGAAAAAUACAGUAAACUAAGAAUAUUUGCUUUAAAACUUAAAAAGAAAUUGAAUGAAACUGUAACUCAGUUGCAAAACUCUGAGCAGGAUAAGGCGCGGUUGGAGAAGUUACUGAAUGAAAAGGCAAUAUUAGAGAGUAAACUUGAUGCUCCAUUGAAUCAAGAUGUUAUUGAUGGCACAGAUAGAGAUGAACAUAGCGGAAAAGAUCUACAAGAAAAAAUUGAAAAAUUAACUGUUGCUCUUGAAGCAGCUAAGCAAGAUUGCAGUGAAUUAGAAAAAGUAAAAGCCGAGUUAACAAGUAAAAGUCAACAAUUAGCUUCAGAAAUGGAGUCUCAUAAAGUGACCAAAGAUAAUUUGGAGAAAGCCCGGCGUGAUGUAAAGAAAAAAAACGUUCUUAGUCUUGAAAUGGAAGACUAUGAAAGAUCUAUGAAAGAGCUUACAUCUAAAAUGGAGGAAAAUAAAAAGAAGAUGGUGCAGAUGGAAUCAAUAAUAGAUACCCAAGAAGCAACAAUAAUUGCAAUGAAAACUCAAAUUAAAUUACUUGAGGAACAAAUAAAAACCGAGGAAACACAAUGCAGACAUCUUAAAGAGGAAUUACAACAUGCUUUAGAAGAGAUUAAGGAGAAAGACAAUAUAAUAUCUGUUAAAAAUGGUAUAAUAUCAAAAUUGGAACAAGAUUUGGAAGAUGAAAAGCGAAAGAAUGAGGAAUCUGACAUGGAACUGACUGCAGUACUAAGUGAUAAGGAGAAAGUAAUAAUGAGUCUAGCUGAAGAAAAAGCAGAAUUAAACAAUAAAGUAAAAAGAAUGGAAUUCAAGUGUGCUGAACUAAAGGAAAACAUACAAAUUUUAAACAUAGAGUUGGCCGAUCUGAAAACUGAAUAUACAAGUUACAAAGUACGGGCUCAAGCAGUAUUACGCCAAAAUCAAAUGGUGGAUCAUAGUCAGGAAGAGCAAUUGAAAGAGGAAAUGGCUGCAUUGAAGGCACAGAUAGAAACAUUAACCCUUAAAUUAGCAACUGCUCAGGAGCAGUUAGCUGAACAACGUUCGGAAACUGAGAACGGUCGGAGGCGCGCGGCUGAAGCCAGCAACGAAGCCACGCGCGCACAACAGCGCACUGCUCGUCUGCACACGGACCUCACUCGCCUGUCGCAACAGCUGGAAUCCGAACGAGCACAACAUAAGCUACAAAUUUCUACACUCACACAAUGUUAUAAGACACAAAUCAACGAAUUAGAGACCAAACUUCAGAAAGAGACGGAAAAUUUGAAGAAGCAGUUGAUGGUGGUUCAAAACGAAAACACAACAGUUAGUGCACUUGGCAUGUCCCAAGAGCCCCACAACAGCCACUAUAUGCUACCCGUCAUACCGAAAGAUGAGAAUAGCGAUGGAGAAAUGGACAUCAACGUUUCUAUGAUACCGAGAGAGGAGGGUGAGGGUUCUGAAUCUGCCCCGUCGCCUCCGCCGUCGAAGUCGUACAUGACAGCUGCGGGUAGCAGCCGCUCGCCGGUCCCUCUUGAAAGACUUCUGGAGGAAGGAGUGCCUGAUGACGAGGCUCUCGACACCGCAUCCCUAGCACUCACGCCUGAACAAGAGAUAUCAGAUUUAAAACGAAAAUUAUUAGCGCAACAACAGAGGGUGAAGCACGUGACGGUGCUGCUGUCGGAGUCGGAGCGCGAGUGCGCGCGGCGGUGGCAGCUGAGCGAGCUGCUGAAGGCGGAGCUGCGGCGGCGCGGCGCCGACCACAGCGCGCACAACGCGGAGUACAUGAAGAACGUCACGCUCAAGUUUUUGACACUGCCGCCGGGUGACGAAAGAGGGCGUUUGGUGCCGGUACUCCAGAAAAUUUUAACUCUGACACAAGAGGAGACGCAGAAAAUACAAGCCAUAGCCAAAGGUAUGGAUCCAAACCCAGGCAAAGGCUGGGGAAGCUAUCUACCAUGGCCGGGCAGCAAGUAACCAGCAAUAUAGACGCAUAUUGACAUUAUCUGUGAUCAAAAUUUUGACAUACUUUUAUUUUUUGUAAAUUUCCGAUUUGUCACGGUAUUUAACUGUAUAAAAGUAUAGAGAUUUUAAUUUCUAAAUGUAUUUGAUAUAAGUUAUUAAAUUCUAAUAUUAUUUAUAUUCAUAUAGAUAUUAGAAUAUAAGUAAAUGAUGGGUUCGCGUUAAUACUUCCCGUUUAUCGUAAUUUAUAACUGAAUUCGCUUUUAAUUCGAGAUUUGCGUAUAAGUAACCCAAUAUUAUAAUAGAGGCAACUCUUGUUUAAUUUCAACUUACAUAUGUAGGCUGUUAGAUCCUUUUAAACAUUACUUACUUUAAAGUUGAUGCACAGUCUAAUAUUUUACAGUAUAAAGAAACUCUCCAAUAUUUUUUUUGCCACUUCCGUAUAUACAUUUUCCAUUUCGAGUGUCCAUAAAAAAAUCCAAACGUUUGAUAGUAAUUAUUGAACAACUAAGUACAGAUAAGAAAAGGUCUAGGGAACAUGACCUCGUUAUAAGCUACUAUGCUUACAUGCACAAGGGAGCUAAUGCAUAUAUAUGGGUUGAAUUCGCGAAAUUAGAAUAUCUUAUUAAUAGAAAUUAUUUUCUUUUUAAUCUGUAAGAAAAUUAUUAUAACAGGAUGUGAUUAUUAUCGAAAUUUCCGAAUCACGUUCUGAGUUCAUGUACAUUUCAUAUUAAUUCCGCUAAUAUGUGAUUCAUCUAUCCUUGUCUUAUUAAUGAAUGUUUGUUAGGGAUUAACGUGUGAGCUGUUAGCGACUUUUAAAAAAAAAUUUGACACAUAGAUAAGCUACCUAAGCUACUAUUAUUUCAGUAAAUUACAAUUACGCAGGCCGCGCCCAUACCAUAAAUAAUGUUAAUUUUACUUAUUUUUUUUAGUUUUUUGCGUACACUAAAGGAGUAUUACCGCGACCGUAUCGAAAUAAAAUAAAAUUGUAAUUAUCACAAAUAUACACGAUUUAUAAUUAUUUAUAGUUCUAGUUUCUAAAUCAUUUUCUAUAGCCGCUAUCAUUUCUUAAUUGCAAUAAAUGAUAAAACUGGUAAUUAUUUUAAAAAUGACAUUUGGCAUUUUUAUCUAAAUUACGCAACUUUGAUCAAUUAUUUAAACGAGUUGCAAACAUGUAGAUUACAUAAUGGAUUAGUACUAAUUGUUAGACUUGUAAACGUCAGCAUUAUAAUAAUUUUGUGCGCCGGGCAUUUUGAACAUGAACAUUCCGUUAUAGAAUUAAUAAAAUUAGUCCUAAUGGAAAAAGUUAUUACUCAAACUUUAUUAGUACUACACUUACCUACGUAGCGUGAUUAAUGUAGCUUAAUACAAAUUGUACUCAUAUUACAUACUUCCAGAAUACCUGACUUGAAACAUCAUUACAAAUGGUUCAGUUUCCCAAUUAAACAUUUUGUACUUAUUUUUUCGUUGCAUCAUGGUGCCAAAUUAAUUAUGAUUACGUAGGUAACUGAAAGCCGGCUCAUCCCUUGUUUAUCAUAUUUUUGACAUUCUUCAAAUAACUUUACAUAUCGAUAAUAUUGUUAUGCCUAUUAUGUUAUUAUGCGUUAUAGGAAAUAUAUGAAAACUAGAAAUUGUAUACAAUUCUUAAAAUUAACGAAAGAACAAAACUUGCCUAAAACGAAAGAUGAAACCAGAAUGAAAAUGCCUUUUCAUUAUAGUCCUCGAUGGCAUAAUCGGGUCACAUUAUGAAUUGCUUUUAUUUGUCACCGAAAUGAACUUAUUAGGAAAGGUCCCUAUCGUGGUAAAAAAUUAUUACAUCAAUAUACCCAACCGAAUGGGUAAAACUAUGACGUAGCUAGGUAAGGAAGGGUCCAGGUGCAAGAAAACAAACUAAAAUGGUGCCAUAAAAAGUAUAUUGAUUCAAAAUUUUUGGAAGAUUGAACACCGAUAGGGAUUUUUUGCUGUACUCAGAAUUGUUAUAAUAUAUUGAGUUUUAUUUAAUACUUAAAGUCUUGACACAAACAGUGCCCACAUUGCAAAUUUUUCGGAUAUCAAGGAAUAUAAUCAAUUAAUUUCGCAUCACUUAGAUUUUGUCUCGCGGAAAUUCUAUCUGUCUCUAAAUUUACUGCCCAUUACAUUACGGAGACUGGCAAAGUAAACCCCUAUUUCCAUUACACUUUUGUUUAUUAUCAAGUAAGUAAGUAAAUAAUUAAUAUAGACUACCUUGGUGAUCUUAUAAAUUGUACGUAUGACCUACUUAAUUCAAGAUUAAGUAAAUUUAUGGAUUUCAAUAUUGUUGCAUACUUAAUUGACGGCAUAAGAUGUAUUUAUAUAUUACGAAUAAUUAUAUACCUAUCGAAAUAAAAGCUACAUAAAUAAA